AUGGGUCAGACUGCAUCUCAGCCCGCACAGGACCGGUCCCUGAGGGUCAUUGGGGCCGGACUGUCACGCACGGGAACGACAUCCUUCGGUGCCGCUUGCUCAUACCUCCUCGACGGUCCGUGCUACCAUGGAGGUACCCAGAUGCUCAACUCCCCAGAGUCCCACAUCAAACGAUGGAUCGAAAUCAUCAGGCGCACCCCCGUUAAAACUCAAGAAGAUCGAAAGGCCCUGAACGACGGGGUAAAGGAAAUGCUCGAUGGUUAUGUUGCGUGUACCGACCUGCCCUCGAAUGCCUUCGUUGAGGAGUUGAUGGCUAUAUACCCUGACGCCAAGGUCAUCUGCACCGUUCGAGACCCCGAGAAGUGGUGGAACAGUUUGGCGCCGAUCGUCGAGAAAGGAAACCUCACAGUCCUGUCGUGGAUUCUAGCACCGCUGCCAACCCUGCGAAUGUUCCGUGCCUACCACGACGCUUUGGAUGAAGGCCGGGUGGGAGAGCUAUACUUCCGUGAAAAUGAACCACAAAGACCAACGCGAGCCAUGUGGGAUCGUCAUAUCGAACACCUCAAAAAAGUCGUCCCCAAGGACAGGUUGUUCUUCUAUGAUGUGCGUGACGGGUGGGAACCGUUGUGCGCCAUUCUCGGAGUUCCUGUUCCAAAGGACGUCCCUUUCCCCAAAUUGAAUGACGCCCAGGCCAUGGAAUCUUUCAUGCAAGCCAGUAUGAGGAGAGGUUUGAUGGCGUGGGCAGGCAUUUUCUUGACUGCUGGCGCUGUAGGCUUCUCGGCAGCCCGAUAUGCCAAGUUGUUCUGA
Exophiala spinifera is the source of this 807-nucleotide messenger RNA. RefSeq lists its product as uncharacterized. The record is from RefSeq and is a predicted model, not a curated record. NCBI's taxonomy places the organism in Eukaryota, Fungi, Ascomycota, Eurotiomycetes, Chaetothyriales, Herpotrichiellaceae. The coding region runs from base 1 to 807 and encodes 268 amino acids. The transcript has a single exon.